CUAUUCGCCAUCAAAAUGGCGUCAUCGAAGGAAACCUAUUGUUUGUGUGGUCAACCAUAUAAUCUUGGACAAUUUAUGAUAGAAUGUGACUGCUGCCGCGAGUGGUUUCAUGGGAGCUGUGUCGAUGUCAAAAUAUACCAUUCAGAUGAUAUUGACAAGUACCAUUGCCCAAAAUGUUCUCAAACCUAUGGACCCUCUGUAUUGAAAAUUCCCACAAACAACCACCGUGCGGACAGAUACGAGAUAGGGGCGGAGACUCGGCCCUCUCAAGCAGGGACGCCCGCCUGGGUGCGAGCACUCGCCGCCCGGCCUCUGCGCCCAACUGCUGCAUCUCUACAACGGAUGAGACCUCAGCACUUUACCGAGGAAUUUGUCAGAGAUAAUGGGUUUACCAAGCCGGUAAUAUUCAACACUAAUGAGGGUUUGGACAUGAAGAUCCCAAACCCUGCCACUUUCAAUGUCAGAUCCGUGCUGAGAUAUUGUGGAGCACAGUUAGAGGUGGAAGUAAUAGACGUGCGCAGACAAACGACACUGCGCAUGCCGCUGGCAGAUUUUGUCGAGUACUUCGAGACGCCGCCCGAGCUGCGCGACGACAAAGUGCUCAACGUGCUCAGCCUGGAGUUUACUGAAACUAACAUGUGCAAUCUAGUGGAGCCGCCCGGCAUCGCUCGUCGUCUAGACUGGGCUCAGAAUGUAUGGCCUGCAAGCGGCGAACCGGCGCGGCCUGCCGUGCAGAGAUACUGUCUGAUGUCUGCGCGCGCCUCUUAUACCGACUUCCACGUGGACUUCGGCGGAACCACUGUGUGGUACCACGUGCUGCAUGGGCGGAAGAUAUUCUACCUGAUUCCGCCAACUACUACAAAUCUGGCGUUGUACCAGCAGUGGAGCGCUGCCAACAACCAGUCCGAGAGGUUCUUUGGUGAUAUGGUGGAAUGGUACGGUACAGCGGAACUUGGUCCGGGUGAAACGUUAUUCAUCCCGACGGGCUGGAUCCAUGCGGUGUACACUCCGUGCGACUCGCUGGUGUUCGGCGGCAACUUGCUGCACUCUUACGCUAUUGAGAUGCAGUUGCAGAUCUAUGAAAUCGAGGGUCGAGUGGAGACGCCCAUGAUGUUCAGAUACCCCCUCUUCGAAGCGCUACACUGGUACGCGGCUGCGCAGUUACUGACUACGCUCCGUAGGCACAAUGAAGAAACUCAGGAUGAAGACUUCACACUAAGCGAGAGCUGCGUGUCGACUCCGCCGGCGGAAUUGCCUCCCUUGUUGCUGCGAGGGAUCAAAAUACUAUCCAAUGCUCUCAAAGAGUGGCAUGCACUCAAAAGCUCGGAUUCGUCGAAACGUGACAACGUGCCCAAAUGCUUAAACUCUGGACAACUGGUCAGAGAACUUUGUAAGGAGUUGCGCGUUUUGGAGAAAAGGAGUUCUAGUACUAAGGAUAAGGAUUUAAAAGUCAAGAAUCACUCACCAAACAAAGCUCAGAGCAAAAAGCAAGCAACACCAAAAAAAUCGCUGAAACUAACCUUACCCAAACCUAUUAUGCAUAUGCAACCAAAUGCAAAUGGCGAUUUUGAAGAAAAAGUAUAUGCUGACAAAUUCUACAUAGACAAUAAAGAAGUUGUAUACCCAGAGAGAUAUCUACAGGAUGUUAAAUAUGUCACUAGCGAUGUUAAAUAUGUGAAUAGUGGUGUUAAAUAUGUGGACAAUGGUGUUAAAUAUAUAGACAGUGGUGUUAAAUAUGUGGACAGUGGUGUUAAAUAUGUGGACAGUGAUGUUAAAUAUGUGGACCCUAAUGUUAAGUAUUUGGACGCUAAUGUUAAAUAUGUGGACAAUGGUGUUAAAUAUGUGGAAGGCGAUGUGAAAAUUAUGACAGAUGAUGUUAAAUAUGUGAACGGCGUACCUGAUGUUAAGUAUGGUUUGGAGAAGGAUUUUUCGGAGAAAUAUGCAUAUCAAAAUUAUGAGGAGGUUGCCUAUCAAGAUGGGAACGGAUAUGUGGAUAGACAAGAUAAGAAGGUUGGCUUGAAGAUUAAGUUGAACAACUCCCCAUCAUCAUCACGCGAAGAACCGCCUCCAUACAGCCUUCCGGAACACUCCAUCCUCAAAUCCCAUCUGAUACGAACGGAGCGCGCCCUCAAACCGCUCCAACAGUGGACCAUCUCAAAGAAGGACAUUGGAGACUACCAUGAAGAGCAGAUUCUCUUCACCAACGAGAAUCUCCCCAACAUACGCCCUGAGGGACAGGAGAUGAACUAUGGAGCAGGAAUGUAUUCAGCGGAGGAUAUGCAACAAGAGUACCAGUACGGGGACACAGCUCGCGUGGGCUACCAGCAGAUCUACCAGCAGCCCGAGCUGGCCUACAGCGAGCCUGCUUACCAGCGCUACCCUGAGGUGGAACACCAGAACUUUAACUUUAUGCUUUUUAAUCAGCAGCAAGCAGCAAGUUUCAGCGGUGACCCUGCGUACGCGCACACGCAGCUGCCGUCCUACGACGCCGCGGUAGCGCACCAGUUCCAGACCACUAACUAUGUAGUCGAAGAACAAAAGCCUGUCAUACAAACACCACCAGCCAACGCAAGCCCACUUCCGGUACGACGGUCCGAGCGUCCGGUACGAAGACGUGUCUCCAGUACGUACGAGUACGAGGACGCGGACUUGUACAUAGACGAAGCCCCUCCCCCCACAAGGCGGAGAGCGGCCAAACCCAAACACCAGAGGCAUCAUGCGCAUCGAAAUGCAGCGUCAAACAGCAGCGCAUACCGACAACAACAGGCGGCGCUACAACAAACACAACAACCCCCGCCGGCGAGACCGGUGCCCGCCAACGGCAUCGAGUCGCUCAUCCAGGCGUCCGUGUUGGCCGAAGACCAGCCUGUUAAUGACACCGAGGAUGCGGCAGUGGCGGGUAUGCUGAGUAUCGGUGAGCAGCGAUUUGAGGCCCCUCCGCGGACCUUCGGACUAGCAGUAGACACCCCCCAGCCGACCACUGAUACCUCUAGAGUUGAAAGCAGUAGUGGUGGAAGUCGGUCGCGGUCGCGCAAACCGGCCAGCAGCGCGGAUGACGACGAGUAUGAUGAAGAAGACGUCAUUAAGGAGGUGCAUCGAGACGAGGAGUAUGUAUACCCGUCGUUGGAGAUGAGCUCGGACGAGGACGAGGAGUGGUCGGUGCGGCGACGCCGCGCGCCGCGCAGCAGGACCGACAGCAGAAGCAAAACCGACAAAGACGAGUCGUGGUCCCCUCGCGCGCGGCUCGGCCGCGUGGUGCCGCGGCUGCGCGGGCCCGCGCGCUCUGCCGUGCGGCGCGAGUGCGUGCGCGCCGCGCUGCACGCCGCCGCCAUCAGCAACGCGCAGGACAAGCACGACAAGCACAGGGACCACGCGGCGCACGACAAGCAUCAUCCGCAGAGCGCGAAGCGAGCGGUGCUGGCGACGAAGAGCAAGCGACCGCCGCCGCCCGUGCACACGCCCGCGACUAGCAAGAAUAUGAGACUGAAAAAGGGUAUGAAGACUGCGAAACAGCGUCUCGGCAAAAUCCUCAAAAUACACAAAAUGAUAUAUUAGCUUAAGUAAAUUAAUUAAAACAUUAGUUACUGUAAACAUAGUUAAUUGUAUAUGUAGUGGACACAGCACUGUCGGCCCGUUUUUGACCCAAAAAUUACCCUAAAGUUUGGGACAUUUUUUUUUGAGUUGCUUCAAUCAGUAUAGCUAUACUGAAGGUGUUUGAUAAAUCAUAAUAACAUGAAAAAUGAGAUGAUAAUAUGCCCAUAGAUUCUUUCGUUGUCUCAGCUAUUGCAAACGUUCAACCGGUCUUUUCGUUAUUCGACCAUAAUAACGAAAAGACCGGGUGAAAUAGGCUACAUUUCAUAC
Messenger RNA from Maniola jurtina (meadow brown), 3861 nucleotides. RefSeq names its product histone lysine demethylase PHF8-like. Gene Ontology annotation, biological process: protein demethylation; regulation of transcription by RNA polymerase II. The transcript is spliced from 23 exons. The record is from RefSeq and is a predicted model, not a curated record. Lineage: Eukaryota; Metazoa; Arthropoda; Insecta; Lepidoptera; Nymphalidae. The coding region runs from base 16 to 3555 and encodes 1179 amino acids. Gene Ontology annotation, molecular function: transcription coregulator activity; histone demethylase activity.